Molecule: messenger RNA, 708 nt
Organism: Zasmidium cellare ATCC 36951
Lineage: Eukaryota; Fungi; Ascomycota; Dothideomycetes; Mycosphaerellales; Mycosphaerellaceae
Exons: 2
Coding region: 1-708 (235 amino acids)
Source: RefSeq, a predicted model, not a curated record
AUGCGUCUCAAUCUCUGGCAACUGUCCGCCGUUCUCUGCGCCGUGGGCACAACCACAGCAUCGCCUUUGAGAUAUUUCGACCAGACCAUCCUCAGCCUCGGUGAGGAAACCCUGACUCGCUUGUCGCCUGCUAAGACCAGCAUACAGUUUGGCGACAUCGACCUAACAGAGAAGCCGGUCAAACCUCUUGACCACCACUUCCCGCUCGACUUUCUCCGGAUGAACGUCAUGAACACCUCUCUAGCGGUUGAGCAGGGUGUGAUCUCCGAGAACGACACAGACUGCGCAGUAAGGGGCACGAACACGAUCGUGACAGUCCCCAACAAGUAUAAUUCUCCAUCGCGCAUGACGUUCGACUCCGAGGUACCCGUUGACUACAACGUCUCCCAAUUCUUCAACUUCAAGGGCCUCACAAUGAAACCUGUGGGCCCGCUCCAGCCUUUCACCGUCGCAGAGGUCCAUGCGUGGAGGAUUGCGAAUGGGACCGCUCUGAAAGUGUACAAUGUCUUUGCAGUUUGGGGAGGCAAAGGUCACGCUAAUCCCAUCGUGGGAGACUUCCCCAAAUUUUUCCCGGGCUGGGGAGAGGAUGUGAAUGUGGUGGAAAUCUCGGCGUAUACGCAGGAGAGGAAGCCGUGGGAGCUGUGCAUUGGGCGCAUCGAGUUCGAACUCCACGAGAACGCGGACGACGAGACUCUCACAUUGAACUAG